AUGGCAUCAAGACUUUUAACUGAAGGAAUAAAAUCUCGAGUUCGUCGUCCAAGUUUAUUAUCAAAAUUAACAACCAUAAAUGACGUUAUCGAAAGUGGAUUUUUUAAGGAUGGAAUGCGAAUGGGAUGGUCUGGGUUUACGGGUGUAGGUUAUCCUAAAAUUACACCAAAUGCUCUUGCAGAUUAUGUAGAAAAAAAUAAUCUUCAAGGAAAAUUAAAAUUUGAUCUAUAUGUGGGUGCCAGUACCUCUGCUGAGGUUGAAGAUAGAUGGGCGAAGAAUGGAAUGAUCGCACGUCGUUAUCCAUAUCAGCUUGGAAGAGUUCUUCGAAAUGAAAUUAAUAAAAAUCAUAUCAAAUUUGCGGAUAAACAUCUUUCUGAAUUUCCUUUGGAUUUAUUGUCUGGUUAUUAUACUCUCGAAAAAAAGGGUAAUGUUAUGGAAAAGUUAGAUGUAGCAAUAGUCGAAGCAACUGCUAUUACUGAAAGAGGAAAUAUUAUUCCUGGAGCUUCUGUUGGUGCUACUCCCGAAAUUGUUCAAUCCGCUUCUAAAAUUAUCAUCGAAGUUAAUACUGAAUUACCAAAUUUUGAAGGAUUACAUGAUAUUACAUUAGGCAAAUUUGCUCCAUAUAAAUUUCCAAAUUUAAUUCAAAGAGUUGAUGACCGAAUCGGAACGACUUAUAUUCCAUGUGAUUCCGAGAAAGUUAUUGCUGUCAUUGAAUCGAAAAUUCCUGAUCAUACAUCAGAUAGUGAACCUCAGGAUGAUACGUCUCACAAGAUUGCCAACCUUAUUCUUGAAUUAUUUGAGCACGAAGUUACUAUGGGACGAUUACCACCGCAACUUCUCCCUUUGCAAUCUGGUGUUGGAAAUAUUGCCAAUGCUAUCAUUGGAGGUCUUGCUGAUGGGCCUUUCACUGAUGUUGAAGUAUGGACUGAAGUUAUUCAAGACACAUUUCUUGAUUUCUGGGAACAUCAUAAACUAGCUUUCGCUUCAGCCACAAGUGUGGGAUUUUCACCAGCUGGAUUUAAAAGAUUUUACGAAAUGUGGAAUGAAUUAAAAGAUCGGUUAGUUCUUAGAGGUCAAAGUGUUAGUAAUUCACCUGAAAUAAUUAGAAGAUUGGGUGUUAUUGCUAUGAAUACUCCUAUUGAGUUUGACAUAUAUUCACAUGCAAAUUCAACUCAUGUAUGCGGGACAAAAAUGUUAAAUGGUAUUGGUGGUUCAGCAGAUUUUUUGAGAAAUUCCAAGCUCAGUAUUAUUCAUACUCCGUCCACUCGACCUACGAAAAAAGAUCCUAUAGGAAUUUCUUGUGUAGUACCGAUGUGUUCACAUAUCGAUCAUACUGAACACGAUCUUGACAUUCUUGUAACUGAACAAGGUUUGGCUGAUGUUCGUGGUUUAUCCCCAAUUGAACGAGCGCAUUUAAUCAUUAAUAAAUGUGCACAUCCUGAAUAUAGACCAAUUUUAAAUGAUUAUUUAAAUAUAGCCGAAAAGGAAUGUAUGAAUAUUGGAGCUGCUCAUGAACCACAUAUGUUGGAUAAAGUGUUUAAGAUGCAUUCAAAUGUUUUGAGCGAGAAAAAUACUAUGAGAAUUGAUAGUUGGUGA
Messenger RNA from Dentiscutata erythropus, 1596 nucleotides. Lineage: Eukaryota; Fungi; Glomeromycota; Glomeromycetes; Diversisporales; Gigasporaceae. The record is from the annotation of a GenBank genome assembly.